ACCUUCUGCAUUGCCAGGGAUGCAGCUGUGGAAAAAAAAAAAAAUUGACUCUGUGUUUCCCAUAGCAUCCUGGUGAGAGGGCAUGGAGCCCGCUGGAAUCUGAGUGCUCAGCAGUGCCGGAGCAGAGCGUGUUCAAUGAGAGGAGACAGGGAACAGAGGAUCUGUGGAAAGGUAUCUGAAUUCCCCCAUGAGAAGUGUCCUCCCAGCCUCUCAUGCACACCCCUACCUGUCCAUGGGUAGCACCAGCUUAACUGAUGUCCUGAAGAGCAUUCCUCACCAUGGAUAGUUCACCCAAACUGACUGGCGAGACGCUGAUUGUCCAUCACAUUCCCCUGGUGCAUUGCCAGGUCCCUGAUAGACAGUGCUGCUCCGUGAGCAAAAGGACCAACCCCUUCUGCCAGCCAGAGCUAGGCAUUACACAGACCUCUGCCCUUCCGGACAGAGACCUUUCACAAACUGACUCCUUGGCGUACAGCAGCUUUCUCCAGGCCUCUGAAACCUUAGCAGAGGCCUCAGACAACAAAGAAGGCAAAGCGAGGGACUUGAUUGUCCAUAGUGUCAGUAAUCAACACAACCCUUUCCUGCUGAACGAGGGUGAAGACCUCAGCAUCUUUGGGGAUAACUUGGGUCAAAAAUCUUUCCACCUUCACAACUCCCUUGUGGCUGGCAAACCUCCCUUUCAUCUGCAUGAGCUGGCCUUGCCCCCUUUCCACCUCCAUGACUCCAACCACGUUGUGAAAUCCUGGAACAUGGUCAGCCGGUCUGGUGUGGUAGAUGGGCAAGAGGACAAAAUCAGCAGUGACGAUGUCCAGAAGAGGAACAAUGCGAACCAGUGCCACCAGGCCUCGGAACGCAUGGAGCUGGAUGAAUGCAGCUGCCAUUGUGGCAGCUCCUCCAGCUUCUCUUUUGAUGGUGGCGACCAGGAGUGGAACCAGAACAUGGGUGAAUCACUGAGAAAUCAGGAUGCCCUGCACAGACGGACAUGCAGCUGUUCCAGCUCAGAGCUCCAGCAUUGUCACUGCUACAGUUCAUCAAGUCAGUCUGAAGUGAUUGACCAACAGAUGGGCUACAUAAGUGACUCUUCCUGCAACAGCUCCAAUGGGGUGCUGGUGAACUUCAGUGCUCUCUACAACAAAAUGAAUGGCCAUUCUCGAUCUAACCUGAAUUCAGCCAACCUGUCCUGUGACUCUUCCUUCUGCAGCCACUCAGACACAGGAGCUUUUUACCUGGAUUUGCAUUCAUCACCCACAGAAUCCAAGAUGUCUUGUGAGUCACAUCACCCAGAGAGUUCAGGGAAGGUGUGUGGGUGUCAACACUCCUCCUCACCUGUCCUUGAUGCUAACUGUAACUCCUACCACCUCCACUGUGAGCCUUGCACUUCGGAGAGCUCAGAUCUCACUGCCUGCUUCCAGAGCCAAGCACGGCUUGUUGUGGCUACUCAGAAUUAUUAUAAGUUAGUCACAUGUGACUUGUCUUCCCAGUCAUCCCCCAGCCCAGCAGGAUCUUCCAUAACUAGCUGCUCGGAAGACCAUACCAAAGGUAGCCCAGCCCAGCCCACUGAAUACUAUCUGUUUAGAAGGCCUGACCUGAGACAAGAAGAAAGGAAUGUGGAGUGCAGUGAAGAGGAGGCAAAGGGAGAAGCCGCCCAGAACAUGACUGAAGGUCAGGUCUAUGUGAAUGUGUCACCACCUAACCUCAACACAAGCUGGCAGCGCUCCAGGAGCUAUGAUCAGAACCUGGACAGGAGUCCUAGCAGCAGGCUGGGCUCUUUGGAGCGCAUGGUGAGCUGUCCGAUCAAGCUGAGUGAAAGUCCAGCAAUAGCCAUCCAGAGUUCACCCCCGAAGCAAGUGACAUCUUUUGCUGAACUGGCUAAAGGCAGGAAAAAGAAUGGCACCUCCCCACCUCUCCGGUCCAGUGGCGAUUCCUCCUUGGAGUUCUCCCCUAUCCCCGAGACACAGUGGGAUUGCCCAACCUUCCUUGAAGAAAGAGCUUGCCGCAGCCAGAGUCUUCUACCCAUGCCCUUUGUCCACAGCCUGAACCGGAGCUGUAAGGACUUCUGUUUGAAUCACGCUUUUGGGGACAGCCAGGCUUUGUGUUCCACCAAAGGCUCAGGCUCCAGUGAGACCGUCCCCAGUGGGCAUGGGGAAGGUGGUGGCACAGACUGCAAACCUGUGGUACGCUACAGCAAGGACCAGCGUCCCACGACUCUGCCUAUCCAGCCCUUUGUUUUCCAGCACCAUUUCAGCAAGCCACCCAAGGCCCAUGCUCUGCGCAGCCAUUUUGCCUCCAGCCUUUCCCAACUCUACAGCUUGUCCAGCAACUGGCCUGCCAGCCAGCAGAUCUCCUCCAGUUCCCAGUCCUCAGCCUUGGCCGCCUCAGCAGAGCAAUCAGUGGCAGCGGGGAGCCAAGCCCACAGCACGCUCCUGACCCAAUGCUCAGUGGAUGGAGCUGCCUCCUGCAAUGAUGGCUGCAUUAAGAAGCCUGCCCCUGAGACAACCCGUCCACCCCCCCUGGGGAGUUACUCUCCUGUGCGAUGCAACGUGCCUUUCUUUCAAAGCGUGGACUCCUCUUCCUCAUCUACCACAGAGAGGGCUGGAGAGAGCCAGCCUCCCAGGAGCAGAUCCUGCCCCAUCUCUGCCAGCCUGCUUCCCAUGAGGUCUUCCCCUGCCAUCAGUGCCACGCAGCCCUCCCAAGCCACCAAAGCUGAUGCCCUGAGGCAAAAGGAGAAUCCCAAGCCUGUUCCCAAGAAGGAGGCAUCUCUGGAGCCAAGCCCACCGCUCUCCGAGUACCGACUCCACAGUGGGUCCUUCCUGCCCCUCUCAGUGGAUGGUAUGCCUGUGAGCAGAGUAGGAGGCCAUGCAGAUCCCCACUGGAGGAGUAGCAGUGAGACCAGCAGCUCUGGUCCCCUGAGCAGCAUGGGAAUAUGGCCCCUCAAUGCAAAUCACCUCUCCCCCCAAGCACUGAAGUGGCGGGAGUACAGGCAGAGGAACCCCCUGGGUCUGGACCACCUUUCGGGGCUGCCUGGCUUAGCAGGCAGCCUAGACAGGAGGCAGCAAGAGCCCCAGCUGAACCGGGGAAACCCCAUCUUUGAGCUCCCUGGCACUCUCAACACCAGCUAUUUCCACUGCAAGCUGAAUGGGCAGUCUAUGAGGCAACACCAGCUUACCUACAUUGACAUCUUCCCUGACUACUUCUCACUAGCAGAGAAACCCCCCACUGAGUUCUGCCUCUCCCCAGAUGGCAACACAGAGUCCAUCUCCAUCGACCUGCUGCAGAAGAAGGGUCUGGUGAAGGCAAUCAACACUGCUGUUGACCUGAUUGUGGCUCACUUUGGAACCAGCAGGGAUCCAGGGGUGAAGGCCAAACUUGGGAAUAGCUCCGUGAGCCCCAACGUGGGGCAUCUCAUCCUGAAAUACCUGUGCCCUGCUGUCCGGGACAUCCUGAGUGACGGGCUCAAGGCUUAUGUCCUGGACAUGAUCAUUGGCCAGAGGAGGAACAUCCCCUGGAGCAUGGUGGAGGCAUCCACCCAGCUAGGCCCCUCUACCAAGUUGCUGCACAGCCUCUAUAGCAAGAUCAGCCAGUACACAGAGCUCACCAACCACACCAUGAGGUUCAAUGCAUUCAUCUUUGGCCUCCUCAAUAUCCGGUCCUUGGAGUUCUGGUUCAACCACCUCUUCAACCAUGAAGAUAUCAUCCUGGCACACUAUCAGCCAGUAGGCUUCUUGUGCCUGUCUCAUAGUGUGUGCCAGCCUCUUUUUGAGGAGCUCCUGCUCCUGCUCCAGCCUCUCUCCCUGCUACCCUUUAACCUAGACCUCCUUUUUGAACAUCACCUGAUGCAGAUGAGCAAAGAGCAGCAGCAGCAAAAGGAGCUGCUGCGUGUGAAGCAGGACCUGCUGCUUUCCACACACUCCACCCUGCAGCUGAUGCGGAUGCGGGGCAGCAGUGAGGAUCCUUACGACUGCAGCACUGCCCCUGAAGCAUGCAAAGUGGGUGCCAGAGAUGAUGACAUCUCACCAGGCUACAGCCCCCAGCAAGCUGCAAGUGAGAGGGUCAAGGGGGUGGGGGCCUCCUGCGGAGAUGGCAACAGGGAGGAAGAGCAGAGGAAGGUACGAGAGAGCACGUGGGAGGGGAAGAAGGAUAAGCAGGCAGGCUGGUGGUACCAGCUCAUGCAGAGCUCUCAGAUUUACAUCGAGGGCUCAGCCGAAGGCUCGAAGUUCAUCCGCUAUGAGAAGAAGGCGGCAGCUUUGAACGCUGUGCCCAGGUCAGCGGAGACCCGCAAGGCACCAUCCCCCCGUGAAGGGGUGGUAGAGGGUGCAGAGGCUGAGGGUACCUUGGAGGAGAGGCCCAAGGCUGCCAGCAAGCCAAGUCCUGAAGCUGUGGAAGAGCCCUUGGAAAAGCCCCAGCAGGUACUGGUCGGCGAAGAGGUGAAGGAAUGGAGCUGGCCCUUCUGGAUGGGCAGCCCCCCAGACUCGGUGCUUACAGAGCUGAAGCACAGCAAGGAAAAGGAGACUGGGACUCAGCAAAGAGUGGGAGUAGCAGUAGCAGCCCCCCAAGAGGAGAGCAGCAUCAGUGCAUCAAAGGGCAGCCAGCCCAUCAAGUGGGGGCACUUGUUUGGGUCCAGGAAGGUGCAAAAAGAGCCCAGGCAGCCUAACAGGUUGCCCUCCAGCUGGCUGAGCUUGGACAAGUCCAUGUUCCAGCUGGUGGCCCAGAUGGUCGGGGCAAGCAUGUGGCAAGAAGCAGCCCCUGAGUUGGAGCCCCCCCAGCCAGAGCCACCUGAAGUGCCCCCCAAGGCAUGGCCAGCCUGGGGGCUGUCUGCCCACUCUCCCUGUGAAGUGAAAGCUCUUUGCCAUCACAUUGCCACCGAGGCAGGACAGCUGAGUUUCAACAAGGGGGAUAUCCUGCAGGUCAUCUCCAAGGUAGACGGUGACUGGCUGCAGUGCAGCCUCGGCUCCGAGAAGGGACUGGUGCCCAUCAUGUACGUCACCCACCCGGAGGAUGAGGACUAUUGACGUGGCUGGGAGGCCAAGCACAGUACCGUGGGCUGCUGAGGCUCGUCUGGGGAAGCCCACCCUGCCAGAGGAACAGACACAGCUUCUUGCUAGUUUCUUACCAUUACAAAAUACAGUAACUGUAGGUGGUUCCUUCUUGCUCCUCCUUGUGCAGCUGCCAAAGGCUGACUCGGCCCCUGGGGCCUUCUGCGAGCUGCACCUCGUAUUACCAGGCAUUGCUGUGCAUGCAGCCACACCAGGGACCAUCUGAGCCCCCUCCACCCCACGCCAUCUCCAGCACCCGUAAGCCAUGUACUCAUACAUAGCAGGAACCCAAGCAGUCCCUGCCAGGGCAGUGCUGCCCUGCUGCAUGGCUCAGUUUCACACUGGAGGGUGCAGGAUGCUAGUUGUCCCCUCCCCAGGGGUGGCAGUGCAGACUGCAGCCUUCAGCAUCCCUGGCAUCAUCAGCCGCAGGGGUGGGAGCACCUUGUGUUGGCAAGAUCUCUGCAAGGCUGGGCUGAUGGGUUGCAUUGCGGCUUGAAGGGAGGCUGCAAGGUAGGCUCCUCCACACUGGAGCAGCCCUGUCCUAAUGUGUAAUAGCAGUGCCUGGUGGGUUGUACUGGGCCAAGUGGCCUGGCACUGCCACACUGCAGGGCCUGGGGCUGUGCCUGGCCACAGCCAGGGGAGGGGGACAGGGUACGUGUAUGCAUGUGGAGCAAAGGGGUGCAUGGAAUUGUGAGGAAGGAGCGUGGAUGUUCAGUGUUACAUAGGUCCAGAAUGGGUAGAGCCACCCUCUGUGGAGAUGGGUGCUUUGGGGGUGGCCCCGUGCCCUCCAUGCUGAGCAGGGAGCCAGUGCCUAGGAUGCCUUGGGAUGCUCAGUGGAGAGGGGGUAGGAGGGGAGGGGGUGAGGGCAGGGUCCCUGACUGGGCUAGGGAUGCUCUUUGGAGUUGGGGGCAGUGCUCCCAGCAGGUAGAGCAGAGGGGUGCUCCCAGAGGGAGAUGGGGAGGGAGGGGUGGUACUCCCCUUGGCAUAGGGUUUCUGGUCUUGCUGAGCAGUGCCGUGGGGUGGGGAGGGGGCGAGUGUUGUGUAUGAGCACAAGGGGCUGCUGGGCGUCCUGGGGUCCUCGGUAGAGGCAAUGCCAGUCAAUCCCUUCCUUACCAUGGUCAUGCUGCCCACUGCGCAUCAGGUGGGGAACAGUGUUAACAAAAGGCCAUGCCAGUAUUUGGUGCCUUGGCCGGGUUGACGCUGCUCUUGGCAUCGUGCCUCGGCUGGCUUCCCCAUGGCAAGGGGCCCUGGUCUUGCAAGGUUACCUCCUGCUUAUACAUUGCUUAGCAGACAUUGCACCAUAUUUAAUUUGUAUUUUCCCCAUUAGAACAAGGUGUCUCGCCUUUAUUUCU
Messenger RNA from Harpia harpyja (harpy eagle), 6385 nucleotides. Its product is annotated as AP-4 complex accessory subunit RUSC2-like. The coding region runs from base 279 to 5009 and encodes 1576 amino acids. Lineage: Eukaryota; Metazoa; Chordata; Aves; Accipitriformes; Accipitridae. Gene Ontology annotation, cellular component: cytoplasmic vesicle. The transcript has 12 exons. The record is from RefSeq and is a predicted model, not a curated record. Gene Ontology annotation, molecular function: protein binding.